GCCGGGUGGUCUACUAUACAUAUUGAGGACAAGCUAUGUUACCUGACCCUCCUGGAAUAUACAUGCUACUAGUAUUACUCAUCCCUGGCUGCAUAGAGUUGCAGUUUGUCCAUGUCGUAUCACAAACGACUACUUUACCGGCCUUCUGCAGCCUCGCUCCUGCAAUUGAGGCUCAACAACUUUUUAUUUAUUUAUUUUGGGACCAAUCUUCGAACGUUCAUGCAUCAUGUCGCUGACGUAAAAAUUCCACUUCGAUGCCGUAAUCACUGUGUGUGGAGGACUUAUACAAUUGAACUUGUGUCGCCGCUUCAGCGUACAGCACCAAGCCUCCAUUCAUUAGAACUACAAUGGACGCUCAGCCAAAUAACCAUCCGUACACGAUUGUGCGUAUCAAGCGCAAGCGCACGGAUGAACCACUCGACGCACUUGUCGUCGAGUCCCGGGUUCGCAAAAAGAGGUCGAAAGGUGGUCGCGAUGUUUUUCAGUUUAUUCAAACUGUCGAAGAGACCGUCUGGGCGAAUAAGCAACUGCAGGAGACGUUACAGAACCAAAUCUCGAAAUUGUCGCAAAAUAACGAUGAACAUAACGUGCAACCCUUGGCACCUGCGGAUGUCACGAAUCUAUCUGGGGCCCAACGCCAUCGUCAAUUAGCUGAUGAAGGAAGACGCUACACAGUCGUUCCUACACGCGAAUCUGCUGAAAACACCAAGUUUGCUACCACUCCUCCAAAGGUCAUAUCCGCGAAAGAUGCUCAGUCGCAAAGUGACUUUAGGAUGUAUGAUGCCGUUCCAGCUGAUGCGAUGCCUGCGUCUCCCGUCUUUGACUCCGACAUGGAAAAUUUCUUACCCAUGCUACAAAAUUACUUGCGCAUGAACGAUGAGCCUUCGCAAGUUCUCUCAGCUGCUCCCCCGGUGGAGGAUUAUGUCUGGGAUGUGUUCUACAGGCGCCCAUGCACCCUCAGCGAAUGGAAUUCAGUUGCUAAUAUCGGAACUCUUGAAGGCCUUCCUCCCUCACUGGAUGAUCCUUACUCUAGUGACUCAGAUUCCGAGGAGGAAGAUAAUGCUGAUGAAGACUCGAAUGCCGAGGAGUAUUAUAAGAAUGACUAUCCAGAUGAGGAUGACUCAGAUGAUAGCGAGGGAAGUGAUAUAUUUCAUGAAAGCUCUGAAGCGGAAGACGAUCUUCGAUACGACAAUCCGAGUGAUGAAGACAGCUAUUGGAGGUAAGAGAUUUGGUCAUAGAAUUUGCAUUUGUGGCAUAAGGAUGGACACAACACACAUUGUACUACGAUUUGCAUAAUUAUACAACACCUUUACGACCUAUAGCUGCAUUGUUUCUUGGCUUCUUCUUACAUUCCUCAGCGUCUUCAUCUUCGCAUGCCCGAAUCACAUACUUGAGGUGUCUUUGAGUAUGAACUGACAUUUACAUUAAAAUUCAAUCGGAGCAAACGAGCAAAGAG
Molecule: messenger RNA, 1456 nt
Organism: Suillus bovinus
Lineage: Eukaryota; Fungi; Basidiomycota; Agaricomycetes; Boletales; Suillaceae
Exons: 8
Coding region: 348-1223 (291 amino acids)
Biological process (GO): developmental process
Source: RefSeq, a predicted model, not a curated record